This is a messenger RNA of Apodemus sylvaticus (European woodmouse), 2316 nucleotides long. It is a transcript of the gene Thnsl2, whose product is annotated as threonine synthase like 2. Bases 148 to 1602 code for a protein of 484 amino acids. NCBI's taxonomy places the organism in Eukaryota, Metazoa, Chordata, Mammalia, Rodentia, Muridae. Gene Ontology annotation, biological process: dephosphorylation; 2-oxobutyrate biosynthetic process. The transcript is spliced from 9 exons. The record is from RefSeq and is a predicted model, not a curated record. Gene Ontology annotation, molecular function: pyridoxal phosphate binding.
CACACCCGCUCCUCCGCCCUCUGUAGGAGCUCCUCCCCAGCUUUGGCUGUAAACUCGGAACCUCCGCUCUGGGAAGUCAGAGCUGUGCACUUCGCCCACCGGACUCGGGUCGCCAGGCAGCUCCGCGUCCCUACGGCCUCUGGGAUCAUGUGGUACACUAGCACCCGGGGAAUGGCCCCACGGGUCAACUUUGAGGGGGCCCUCUUCUCUGGUUAUGCACCAGAUGGGGGCCUCUAUAUGCCAGAGGAGCUCCCGAGGCUGGACAAAGAGACCCUGCGUCACUGGAGCACGCUGUCCUAUCGCAGCCUGGUGAAGGAGCUGUGUGCCCUCUUCAUUGGCCAGGAGCUUAUUCCAAGACAUGACUUAAACGAUCUGAUUGACCGAGCCUUCAGCAGAUUCCGCCACAAAGAUGUGGUUCAUCUGUGCAGGCUGAAGAAUGGACUGAACAUAUUGGAGCUUUGGCACGGAGUCACAUAUGCCUUUAAGGACCUGUCCCUGUCCUGCACAGCACAGUUCCUGCAGUACUUCUUGGAGAAGAAGAAGAAGCACGUCACCAUUGUUGUGGGAACUUCUGGGGACACGGGAAGUGCCGCCAUUGAGAGCGUUCAAGGAUCCAAGAAUGUGGACAUUAUCGUUCUGUUGCCCAAAGGCCGUUGUUCAAAGAUUCAGGAGCUCCAGAUGACAACGGUGCUGAAAGAGAAUGUCCACGUGUUUGGAGCGGAAGGAAACAGUGAUGAGCUCGACGAACCCAUCAAGGCCGUGUUUGCUGACAGGGCCUUUGUCCAGAGGCACAACCUGAUGAGCCUGAACUCCAUCAACUGGUCUCGGGUCCUGGUGCAGAUGGCACACCACUUCUUCGCGUAUUUCCAGUGUACACCAUCCUUGGACACGCACCCCCUGCCCACAGUGGAGGUGGUAGUGCCGACAGGGGCUGGGGGUAACCUUGCAGCUGGGUGCAUUGCUCAGAAGAUGGGCCUGCCAAUCUGUCUGGUUGUGGCAGUGAACCGCAAUGACAUCAUUCACAGGACUGUCCAGAAGGGAGACUUCUCUCUGUGUGAGGUUGUCAGAACAACCCUGGCAUCUGCUAUGGACAUUCAGGUGCCCUACAACAUGGAGAGGAUCUUCUGGCUGCUCUCUGGCUCUGACAGCCAGACAACAAAGGCCCUCAUGGAACAGUUUGAAAGAACCCAAAGUCUGCACCUACCCAAGGACCUACAUAGCAAGCUUUCAGAGGCAGUGACAUCUGAGUCGGCAUCUGAUGACGCCAUCACCCAGACCAUGGCCCGCUGCUGGAAGGAGAACCAGUACCUACUGUGUCCCCACUCGGCCACAGCGGUGAACUACCAUUACCAGCAGACUGACAGUGGGCAGUCCAGCAUCCCCCGAUGCUGCCUGGCCCCUGCCUCAGCAGUCAAAUUCCCCGAAGCAGUCCAGGCGGCUGGGCUGACUCCCGAGACCUCGGCAGAUAUCUUGGCCCUGGAGAACAAGGAGGCACGUUGUAUCCCAAUGCGGAGAGGAGACGACUGGACACAGAUGCUGCGGGACACAAUUGAGGGCCUGUCCCAGCGGUGGAAAGGUUGUGUAGCGAACCCCUCAGGAUAGCUCCCAGGGAUGGCUGGGGCAAGAUGGCUCAGUAGUGAAGAACUCUUGCUGCUCUUCCAGGGGACCCGUUUACUUCCCAGUGCCCAUGUUAGGUGGCUCACAACCAUUUAUAACUUUAGCUGUAGGGUUUUUGACAGCAAUGCACUCAUACACAGAUACACAUUCUGUUGUGGGGAAAUAUUACAAAAAAAAAAAAAAACAGAAACAAAAACAAAAAAAACGAGCCCGCCAACUCUCCCCGGUGCUGGACUUCGGUCCUGUGCUCCUGCCGGGCACCAACUCUCCCCACGCCAGACCAAAGAGCUCCUGCCAGGCCAUCUUUCCGGCAGGGGUCCUUGAGUUCCUCUAGUUACCACGCAGCACCCAUGCGCACCCCAUGGCCAGCCAUCGCAACACCUAAAUACCCGGUCUAAUCAUGACUCUUAAAGCUUAAUUAACCAGUCAGAUAUAUAUAUCAACAAAAUCACAAUUUACAAGAGGCCAAUACGGUAAUUUCAGAGUCAAUUGAUAAUGAUAUAAGCUUUAUCCCAAUAUUUCUAACCUUGUGAAAUCAUAUCUACUCAUCUCCAGGCAGGUACCCAUCAUUAGCUCCGCCUCCCUUUUCCCUGUCCAAUCACAGGCCUCCCACUGCCCUAAUGUGAUUGGACAGGGAAAAAUCCUGCAACACAUACAAUAUGUGAUUAAAAACAAUAAAGCUAAGUCUGGUUUUUUGUU